Messenger RNA from Plasmodium malariae, 507 nucleotides. RefSeq names its product 30S ribosomal protein S14, putative. Gene Ontology annotation, molecular function: structural constituent of ribosome. Gene Ontology annotation, biological process: translation. Gene Ontology annotation, cellular component: ribosome; small ribosomal subunit. The transcript has 2 exons. The record is from RefSeq and is a predicted model, not a curated record. Lineage: Eukaryota; Apicomplexa; Aconoidasida; Haemosporida; Plasmodiidae. The coding region runs from base 1 to 507 and encodes 168 amino acids.
AUGUUGAGUUUUAUGAAAUUUUUCCUUUCUUACCUUAUUUUAGUCCAUUCACACAUUUUUAGCAUUAAAGUGAAGUACACUUGUCAUUUAUUUUUAAAUAACUAUUCAACUUUUCAAAAGAAGAGGAAACAAAAUUAUUUAAAAACAAUAAACCCUUUAAAUUUAAAAAAGAGGUUAGACCCAAAUAACAAAUAUACUGUUAUAAAAAGACAUGAAGCAAAAAUUCAAAGGAACUUAAAAAGAAAAUAUCUUAUUGAAAGAUAUAAGGAAAAAAGGGAGUUAUUAAAAAAAUAUAUAUCAGAAGCAUCGUCUCCCAUUGAAUAUGUUUACUGGAAAUACAAACUCUCAUUGUUACCGAGGGAUUCCUGCCCAGUAAGGUUCAGAAACAGAUGUGCAAUAACAGGGAGAGCAAGAGGCUAUAACGCAUUUUUCGGUCUGUGUAGACAUCAAGCUCGAAAAUUGAUACAAAAUAUGUUUUUUCCUGGUUUCGUUAAGGCAAGUUGGUAA